Molecule: messenger RNA, 3445 nt
Organism: Durusdinium trenchii
Lineage: Eukaryota; Dinophyceae; Suessiales; Symbiodiniaceae
Source: the annotation of a GenBank genome assembly
AGUGCACGGGGCUGUGCCAAAUAGGUGAGCUGAGUGCCUGCGCCAACUGAGUCCCAAUGGAGGGAGCUCAGCAUACGCGUUACCAGCCAUUGAAUGCUCAGAGAGGUGCGCCAUCACGAGUACAAGUGAGCAAGGAGGCUUGCAUUUGUGUGGCGUCCUCAGAGCCAGGAAUGACAAGAGCCGUAGUGACAGUGACAGUGCGGUGCGGAUGAUGGUUUCCAAGGUCCUUUGUAUCUAUGACUUUGUGUCGGAUGUGUGGGCGGUGCAAGCUAAUGCCCAUUCCGACAAGAAGCCCCUUCACAUUCUCGGCUACUUGGGGGCUGCCCUGCUCACGGUUUCCUGCAUGGUGAACAUGAUCAUUGUCAGACGAGUCACCCGAGUUCAUCGUGAAAAGCUCUUCAAAGGAAUCAGCAAAAUGGCACCUUUGCAGUACUACAUGUCCCGCAUUUUUGCUUGCAGCAACCCAGAGGUCAUGUGCAGCUUUCUCAUCAUGAGAGCCGACGCGAAUCGGCCGAGACAACUCCAGGAAAUCCAAGUUGCUAUCCGCGAGCUCAAAGAGUACGGCUUGGUGUCUCAGACGUUCGAGGACAUUCCACAAUUGUUGGUGCAGGCCUACUCGGCACUCCUCUGCAUCUAUCAUGGAUGGAAGGUGCCUGUGCCCGUGUUGGCAUCACUCUGCAUGUCUUUGGCCAUGGUGCUUGUGAAGCUGUUGGGCAACUGCUUCGUGGCGGCCAUUGGUGCCACCGCGAGCAAUGCGAGUUUGUCUCAGUUGGCAGAUGACCAAAAUCGCCACAUCGACCUACCGGAUGCACUCUCAGCCAUGCGUGUCUUGAUCCAGGCUGUGCUGCUGGCCGGGAACAUUGUGUUUCUCUAUAAGUCUGGCCCGAUCCCCUUGCCGAUGCACCUUCCUGCUGGGCAGCUUAUAGGAAUCAUAUCCAUCAUCUUGUCCUACAUUCUUUCAUUUCUCUUCAACAUGUUGUUGGUGCGGAGGCUGCGCGACAAGCUUUGGCACGCAUUGCUGAAUUUAGAGCUGGCAGUGGUGUUGCUGUUCUUUGGAAGCCUUCACCCUGCAGCCCUUCGUCUCAUGGAUGACAAGCUUCCAUCGCAUGCUGGGUGUUGGUGGAGGCUGUUGCUGAUAGGGCCAGCUGUGCGUGGCAUGGCAAUGGUAGCUGUCCUUUCUUGGGCAGUUUGGAAGUCAGAAUUCCCAGUGGCUGAGAAUAUUUGCAUCUUGUUGCUGAUUCUCAAUGGAAUUGGACUUGCAGACCUUGUGGCUUCCAUUGACGAGAUCAAUGACGAUGAGAGCAACAGUCCAGUUCGUGACAUCUUCACCGUCGCACAGGUAGAAGAGGAAGAUGAAAGAUUGAACAAAGAGGCCGCAGAGAAAGAAGAGAUGAUCAAGGAGCUUGAAGAGCAUCUCAUUCAGUGUGGCUUUGAGGCCUACAGUGAAAUACUGGUAAGUGAAGGUUUUCACUCCAAGGAGCAGCUGAUGGAGCUGACUGAGGCUGAAUUAGUGCAGUUGGGCCUAAGCCAGCACGAGGCAGCGAGCCUUCAAACGCGGAUGCAAAGGGUCAACACUGGUGAUGGAGCUCAAGGCUUUCUGGUUCAACUCCGCAAUAUGGGCGUUUCUACUGCCAUUCUCAAGGGCAAGACUGAGUACGAGGUGCUUUAUGGGCCUGAUGCCGGACAGGAACUUCCACUUCGUGAGAGGAAAAUGUUUCUGCAAUGGCGACAGGAACGUCUUCAAGGCCAGAUCUUGACCGAGGAUGUGGUGAUGUUGGGCAUGUCUGUGCGAAGGGGUCCUUCUUGGUGCUAUGAUUCUGGAGACACCACCCCGGAGGAUGGAGAAGGAGAAGGUCGUGUUGUGGCAUGGCGCACUUCAGCUGGCCAAGUCAGAGGCAAACCUGAGUUAGCUCCAUCGCUUUGUGGCUGGGUGCGAGUUGAAUGGCUCGUAACAGGUUACCAGAAGAAUUAUCGCCUAGGCGCCGUGGGCGUUGGUGUGACUUUCACAAGGGACAGUGAUCUCCUUGUUGCUACGGAGGACAGAAUCAACCUGGCUGAAGUACAGAAAGGAGAGCUGCAGCUCAAGCACUUGAGGUGCACCUUCGGGUACAAGAGUGGCGUAAUAUAUCCACAUUAUGCCAAGUUUGACAUUCGCAAAGAAGCCUUGGAGAAGGUCGCUGCUUUCCAACAUGGUGACGUCGUUGUAGACAAGGAUGAUUCACAGGGUAUGAGAAGUGUUUGCAUCGGUUUAAAGUAUGACCCAGAUGACCAGAAAGUGAAGAUGUGGUUUCAUCGCAACGGAAAGCAAGGUGCCGGUCUCUACUCUGGUAUCGACUUGGAGAGGAGCCUGAAAAUCAUUGCUCGGACCAAUAUGGUAGAAACUAGACGCGAUGAGCUCGAGGCAGCGUCCGAUGGCGAGAUUGAACAUGAUGACCGCGAGUGGGUGAGGCAGAAUCUCCAACCAACUUUGAGGUACAAAACCAGGAAUGGUCAAGUUCUAGCCUUUGACACCAGUGCGGAGAAGAUUGCAAAGUUCAAGGUGAAAUUCAAGUCAGGGGAUGUGAUUCAGGAUGCUGUAGAUCAUGAGAAGAUGACAUGCAUUGGCGUUGCCGCCGACCCCCGAAUUGCAAAUCUUGGUCUUGAUUCAGGGAACAGGAGAAUGGCGGGCAGCAUUGCAGACCUGUGGUUCCACGUUCAAGGUGCUCCUGGCGCUGGGGUGUCCCCGAACCUCCACAAGACUUUGGGCAAAUUCACCGUCGUGGGGAAUCAGCCCGUUCACCAGGGUGAAAUCGAAGAGACACCUGCUGAGAAAGUGACUACCAUUCUGCAGAGCUUGGAUGGCAACUUAGAGUGCAACUACCAUUUCCCAGCGGGUGCCGGAAGCCAGGCCCGAGACAAAACCUUUGAUGUCAGACCAGAUGUGGUCAAGAAGGUCACGGGAUGGGCGCCCGGAACGGUACUUUCUAUUGGUGAUCGCGCAGAUGUUCAAUUGACGCUGAUCGGACUUCGCCCGGAUGACCAUGGCCUUCCAGCAGUGUGGUGGCACUUCCAAGAUGCAGAAGAGCAGCACGCAGGAGCUGGAAUGAUGCCAGGGUGGGAGAGCUCACCCAUAGAGCUGAAGGACACAGGCAAGCGCUGGGACUUAGAGGAACUCAAGAGGGAGCUUAGUUCAAAAGCUGGGCCUCAAAAAGAACAACGGGAAGUACUUGCUCAGCUUCUGGCGGCGCUACACUCUCGGAGUGGGUGAAGGUGACGGACGAGACCUCAUGUGCCUUCCAGCUGCCGGUGAAUCUACUUCGAGCUCGCCUUGUGGAUCGAGGGUUUCUUAGGGGUGCAAAAAGUUGCAACAGCACUCCUGAAGUUUGGAUACUGUUCUAGGGCAACGCAGAACGAUGUAGGCAUGGAAGGUCCAGCAGUGCGCGAAUGAGCCUUCCUGAUUCUCGAA